AUGGCAACCGCGGUGGCCGCGCCGCCGGCUGUCACGAAAAAACCGUCGAUUAAAAAAUACAAAGCGCCUACACCGCCUCGAGAGGAAAGCGAAAAGGACAAAGAGAACGUAGUCGACGAAACAAAUGAAUGCAAAACAAAAGAGACGCCGGCUAGUCCAGCUGUGAAGAGGUUAUUGCCGAAAUCAAAUGUUGACAGAAGUUCCGUAUUAUCGAAAGCGGCGAUGUUCGAAUCGGGCAGCCCCAAGGCGAAGGAUCCCGCAGAAAUGACCCUACGGGAAAGGAAAGCUCUGUUCGAAAAGAAUAAGGGGACUAUUAUAGUACCUAAAGCGCCCUUCGGACUUGCACCGUCGAUAAAAACACUGCACGGUGACAAAGGUAAGUGCGAUUUAUUUUUGUUGUGCUAA
This is a messenger RNA of Pieris macdunnoughi, 405 nucleotides long. NCBI's taxonomy places the organism in Eukaryota, Metazoa, Arthropoda, Insecta, Lepidoptera, Pieridae. The record is from the annotation of a GenBank genome assembly.